Messenger RNA from Scheffersomyces stipitis CBS 6054, 4563 nucleotides. It is a transcript of the gene KRE5, whose product is annotated as Kre5p. Gene Ontology annotation, molecular function: UDP-glucose:glycoprotein glucosyltransferase activity. The transcript has a single exon. The record is from RefSeq and is a predicted model, not a curated record. Gene Ontology annotation, cellular component: endoplasmic reticulum. NCBI's taxonomy places the organism in Eukaryota, Fungi, Ascomycota, Pichiomycetes, Serinales, Debaryomycetaceae. The coding region runs from base 1 to 4563 and encodes 1520 amino acids.
AUGUUCAGUCGAUGGUAUUUUCUGUUGCUAGUAGUGCUACUGGUCCAGUUUGUAGUGGCUGAAAAUCAGAAGACUGGUCCAGAUCAGAAUACGUUACUGGUUCAACUACAGGCACCAUGGAAAGAGACGGAUUUCGAAUUGAACCUUCUAGAAAGUAUUGCCGCUGCCAACGAACUGUUGUACGUUUCAAGCGUAUUGAAAUUAGCUGGUAUUUCGAAUAUUGAAGAAGAAGUUGAAGAUCUAGAAGACUUUGAAGAUGAGGACCUCGAAUUGUCACGGAAAUCUCACAAGGACAAGUACGAAUUGUUGAUGAAAAACAUUGAUAACGAAGAAACCAGAGCUACUAUCAAUUUCACAUUAGUCAAUAAAUACUACUCUCCUAGAAUUGAGUCGCAUUAUGAUCAUUAUGCUUCAGAUGUGGAAGCGGAAUUGUCCGAGAGAUUGAAGACUGAAUGUGCUGUAGACUCUUUUGGUAACAAAUUGGACACGUUAGAUGUGUGGCUCUUGUACAACAACAAGCUAUAUUGUUCUAAGGAUGAGUUGUAUGCGUUACAAACUGAUAGCAGAUCAGACGUACAGCCCUUGUUAUUCGACAGAGUCAUUGGAACAAAUGAAAAAGCUCCACUUGUUGUACUUUAUGGAGAUCAUAAGUCAGAUCAGUUCCGCGAUUUCUUCGAGAACUUAUACGAAAGUGCCAAUAUUGGAAAACUCAGAUUCGUGUGGAGAUAUCUUCCUCCCAAAACUGUAAGAAAGAACGAUAUUUUAACUGGUUAUGGUGUAGACUUGACCUUGAAAAGAACAGAUUAUGUUGUAAUUGACGACAGAGAUGUUUCGAGCAAAAUUUCAAAUUCAAAGAAGAAGUCGUCCAAACCCAAACUCGACAUUCGUAAAGAUUUACACAAGAUAGCAGCCUUGCAGGAAUUGUUCCCUAUUGACAAACUGUCGUUGCAAUCUUUGGGUCUAAAAUUAACUUCUUUCGUCAAAAGCAACAAACAAAAAUCUAGCUAUGACACCUUGGUGCAGAUUUUGGAGGAUUUCCCAAAGUACGUUUCUUUCUUGGCUGACUUACCAAGAGACAAUAAUGAAAUUCUUGUUGGUGAUAUCGUUGAUUCGAAUGAAAAAUUAGGUCUUUCCAAGGAAUCAUUUGGGUUGUAUGUUAAUGGCUCUCCUAUUCAUAGGCUUGAGUUAGAUUUACUAAAAUUAUUUGAAAAAAUUAAGGAUGAGCUUGAUUUCAUCAAUAAGUUGCAAGAGUUGGGUUUCACAAUAGAGCAAGCCAAGUUCCUUCUUACCAAGUUUGCCUUGCUCAGUGCUGUAAAACAGACCCAAUUCAGAAACGGCAAUACUAUCAUGGGAAAAAAUGAAAAUAGAUUCAAGGUCUACGAUUAUGCCUUUACUAAGACAUCUAAAAGAGGAGUAGUCUUCUUAAACGAUCUUGAAAAUGACAAUAGCUAUCUGCAUUUCACUACGAAUAGUAGAGAAGCAUAUUUGGGUCCUGAAUCAUAUCGAUUGCGGCCAAAUCAGAUACCCCCACUGAGAGAAAAUAUUCAUGAUUUGAUAUUUGCUGUUAAUUUCGGUAAUAGGGAACAAUUAAGAGUACUUUUCACUCUUUCAAAGGUGAUAUUGGACAACGGGAUUCCUCAGCAAGUUGGUAUAAUACCAGUUCAAGGUGAAGAUCCUCUUGAUUUGAUUCUUGCAGAGAAGUUCUAUCACAUUGUAGCAACUUCAAGCCCUCAAGAAGCUUUGGCAUUUCUCUAUAAAUACUUAGAAUCAAAAUCUGUGGAUGAAACUCAGAAUUUGAUUGACACAAUCACAAUACCCAUUGGUCAAGAAAUUGGUCCAGAAGCAUUCCAAGAUGUUUUGCUCAGGUUUUCAAUUGAUCAAGCAUCUGUUAUCUUCAAUGGUGUGAUCUAUGAAUUGACUUCCCCUAACUGGCAGAUAGCGAUGAGCAAACAACUCAGCCAGGAUAUUGCCUUAUUGAAGCUGCAUCUUCGAAACGGUAAUGCAGAAGGAAAAUCCUUGAAAAGUCUACUCUAUGAAAACGCAGGCACUGAGAGAAACUUGAGAAUAAUCCCAAUUGAACCAAGUGAUACAUUGUACAAGGCAGUAGAUGAAGACCUUAUCAAGUAUUCAACAUUGAUUCGCAAGGAUACUACUGAAGGCAUAGCUGGUACAUUUUGGUUAGUGGGUGAUUUGAACAAGAAAAUAUGUCAAACCCAGCUAUUGAAUUUACUAAUUUCCUUUAAGAAGUCAAAGUAUGACUACCAAAUCAGAGUUAUAAACUCGGGAACCACUUCAGCUGUGCUUAAUAAGGUGAAGAAAUCCUUUAAAUUGGAUAAAUUAUCUAGCCCAAAGAUCGAUAAGGUUAUAGAAUUGUUCAAGUCAGAGUUCAGGGAAGUCUCAGCUUCUUCAAAUAAUACCAUUAUCAAAUUUUUGGAAUCCAAACAGUUGCCCCUGCAUCACGACUUCCUAUUAUUCAACUCAAGAUAUUUCCGUCUUGAUAUUCCUCUUUCAAAGAAAGAAAUUGAACUUUUGUUGGAAUAUGAGUACUCUCAGCGAUUAUCACUUUUUGAUGAUAUUCUCAAGGCUUAUCCUGAAGUUUUCCAUGGUCAGCAAAUUGAUAACUUCAGUCUACCAGCAUCUGUUGGAAGUAGAGAAGACUGGAUGGACUUGGUAACUAGUGUGGUCACGAAAUCAUUCCAUUUCGAUGAUAGGCUGUUCAUCACUGAUGUGUCUAGAUUUGAUUUUAGCAAGUUGAACUAUGGAAAUUGCAUUGACGUGAAUACUUAUGAAGUAACCAAGAAAAUUGACAUAUUACUUAUAGUUGAUCCUCUUGACGAGUAUUCACAAAAGCUUGCAACUAUUGUCAAGUCCGUAGCUGACAUCCCGUUUGUCAAUACUCGAAUUUUGUUGCAACCAUCAACGGAAGAGGUUGAAGAUAUCACAAUCAAAAGAUUCUACAGAGGAGUUUACGAGAGCUCUUCCCCAAUGUUCGUAGAUGGAAAGUGGAGUUCAAAUUCCAGUGCAUCGUUUGAACUGCUUCCUGGAAGUGAAUUGUUCACCACUGAUUUGGAUAUUCCAACAAGAUGGUUAACAACUCUCAAGGAAAGUCCAAUAGGUGUAGACAUGGACAACAUUAAAUUUGACAACUACAACAAUAAGAAUGCCUACGGUGUAUAUGAGCUUAGAAACAUUCUUAUUGAAGGAUAUGCUAGAAAUGUAGCAAAUGGAAAUGCUCCUUCUGGCAUUUCUAUGAAAUUGGCAAAGUCAGGUUCAAUAACUGAUACUAUAGUUAUGUCCACUAUGGGAUACCUACAAUUGAGUGCGCUUCCCGGGAUCUGGAAGCUUUUCCUCGACAGUGGUAAAAGUUCCAAGCAUUAUUCAUUACUUUCUGCUUCUUCUAAUAAGUUUGAAGCUAAUACGGCCUCUUUGGAAUAUGUCGAUAUUGGUAUUUUCAACCUCAAUGGCCAAUUGAUUUUCCCAAGAUUAAGAAAGAAUCCAGGCUACGAAGGAGUUGAAUUUUCCAACGAUGCUGAAGCUGAUAAAAAUGAAGGUAUCAAGAACGCCGGCAUUAUACAAUCGGUAUUUAAGAUGGACAAGCCAGCAAAGGAAGCAGAUAUAAAUAUCUUUACUAUUGCUAGUGGGCACUUGUACGAGAGAUUUGUGGGCAUCAUGACUGCUUCCUUGAGAAAGCACUCACAUAGACUGAUUAAGAUAUGGAUUAUUGAGAACUAUAUCUCGUCUCACUUCAAGAGGUUACUCCCAUAUUUGUCUGAAAAAUAUGAUGUGGAGUUUGAACUCAUUUCAUACAAGUGGCCAAAUUUCUUGCGCAAACAACGUGAAAAACAAAGAAGUAUCUGGGGAUACAAGAUUUUAUUUUUGGAUGUGAUAUUUCCCCAAGACCUUCACAAGGUGAUAUUCGUAGAUGCUGACCAGGUGGUCAGAACAGAUAUGCAAGAUUUGGUUGAUAUGAAUUUGGAGGGUGCUGCUUAUGGAUUUACUCCUAUGUGUGAUUCUAGAGAAGAAAUGGAUGGUUUCAGAUUCUGGAAACAAGGCUACUGGACACAAGUUUUGAAGGAUGAUUUGAAGUAUCACAUUAGUGCUCUUUAUGUCGUAGAUUUGGAUAAGUUCAGACAGAUUAGAGCCGGCGAUCGCUUGAGGUCUCAUUAUCAAAAGCUUUCAGCAGACCCCAACUCAUUGUCUAAUUUAGAUCAGGACUUGCCCAACAACAUGCAAAGAAGCAUCAAGAUCUUCAGUCUUCCCCAGGAAUGGUUGUGGUGUGAGGCUUGGUGUUCUGACGAAUCCAUGAAGACGGCCAAGACAAUUGACUUGUGUAACAAUCCAUUGACUAAGGAAAGCAAAUUGGAGAGAGCCAAACGGUUGAUUCCAGAAUGGACUGUGUAUGAUGAAGAAGUGCAAGAAUUGGUUGUUAAGGCUACUGAAGAGUACUACGAGAAGAAAGAAAAGGAAUCGGAAGAAUUCAAGAAGCUUGAAGAACAGGAAAGGCUGAGGGAAGAGGAAGAGGAAGAGGAAGAGGAUAACGACAUCGACCACGACGAAUUAUAG